AUGACCGAAAUACCCCAAGUUCAGACCGUUGCGCUUGUCCGCGAGCUUGGUGGUCCUGUCGAGUUCGUCGAGGACUAUCCAGUUCCUACUCCCAGGACCGACGAAGUUUUGGCUAAGAUUCUGUACACUGGGGUGUGCCAAAGUGAUCUCCACACGAAGAACGGCACCGCUGCUGGUUCUGACGGGACCCCAAUCACAAAGAUCAAGCUCCCUCAUGUCGGCGGCCAUGAAGGCGUUGGGCGUAUCAUUGCCCUGGGUCCCGGUUGCGGCCCGGACUUGAAAGUCGGAACUCUUGUUGGGAUCCGCUUUUCCAGCCGUAUCUGCAGACGAUGCGAGUUCUGCCUCGCGGGAACAGAGCAAUACUGCUUGAACAGUACCAACCAUCUCCACCAUGAAGAUGGCAGUUUCCAGCAGUACAUCGCUCUCGAUGCGGACUACCUGACGAUUUUACCCGAUGAUGUUGAUCCCAAGGUCAUCGGACCGGUUUUGUGUGCCGGUCUUACUGCGUACAAAGCAGUCUUAGGUGCGAACAUCCGCCCAGGGAACUGGCUUGUCGUUGUCGGUGCAGGUGGAGGUCUCGGGCAUCUCGCCGUGCAAUAUGCCAGGGCUUUUGGCGCCCAAGUAAUCGGCGUGGAUGCCCCGGACAAGCGUGAUUUUGUACUCGGCCUCGGAGCCACCGAGUUUGUCGACUUUGUUAACUCAGACCCUAUCCAGCGUGUCCACGAAAUCACCCGUCUAGGCGCACACGCUGCGGUGGUCACAGCGGGGAGCGCCAAGGCCUUUGCCCAUGCUUGUGAGAUGCUCCGUGUUGGAGGGACCCUCAGCUGCGUGGGAAUUCCGCCUGGACGUCCGGUGCUCGAGACGCCGAUCUGCACAAUCGUGAUCAAGGGACUGAAAGUUAGUGGGAAUCUGGUAGGUUCGUUGAAGGAGUGUAUGGAGGCGGUUGACCUAGUUCGGCGUGGUAUGGUGAAGCCAGAGGUGAAGGUCCGACCAUUCAGAGACCUUCCCGCUGUGUAUGAAGAGAUGGAGAGGGGAGAUAUUGCAGGGAGGAUUGUGCUGGAGGUUGAGUAA
Aspergillus calidoustus is the source of this 1071-nucleotide messenger RNA. Lineage: Eukaryota; Fungi; Ascomycota; Eurotiomycetes; Eurotiales; Aspergillaceae. The record is from the annotation of a GenBank genome assembly.